GCAAAUCUCUUGUGUGCUCUGCAAAUGUUCCUAUUCAGCUCUGAUAAAAGGCACCAGAGCAGCAUGAAUACAUCAAACAAUCUAUUCAUCUUUUUAUUUUACUGGAGCAGUGCUAAAGAGAAAAAUAGUUUACAGAAACAAGCUACCCCAAAGAGUUAGAGAUGAAGUAUGUCUGUGGUUUGUUGUUAGUGUCUUUCCUGAGCUCUUGCUUGGGCUAUCCUCACAUGCAUCAAGAAUGGGCAGACUGGAAGAGCACUCACUCAAAGCUCUACCACAGUGUGAUGGAGGAGAGUGCAAGGCUGGAAGUAUGGCAAGAGAAUUACAAGAAGAUUAUGGGGCAUAACAUGGCCAACAAAACUUUCACAGUUAGCCUCAACGAAUUUGCAGACAUGACGCAAGAUGAGUUUGCCCAAUUCUACCUGUCACAAACUAAGCACAUGUCUGAGUUUUUAACGAGUGGAAUAGUGCAUGAUGAGUCCAUAUAUUUGAGAGGUGAUGAGUCUGACCAGUCUAGUGAUCAGGAAGAUGGAGUAUCUGGAGGCCUGGACUGGAGGGAGAAGGGAUAUGUCACCUCUGUGAAAAAUCAAGGUCAAUGUGGCUCCUGUUGGGCAUUCAGUGCAACUGGUGCAUUGGAGGCCCAGUAUGCCAUGAGUGCAGGUAGUCUUGUCUCUCUGAGUGAACAGCAACUAGUUGACUGCUCGUACAAGUAUGGAAAUGCCGGAUGUAACGGUGGGCUUAUGGACUAUGCAUUCAAGUAUGUGAAGAAUAAUGGAGUAUGCUCUGAGGCAAAUUAUCCAUACUUGGGAUACAUGUGGACAUGCAAAUCCGACCAAUGCUCGUCAGUAACACGAUGCAGUGGCUAUGUUGAUAUCUCAUCUGGCAGUGAGGACAACUUAUACAGUGCAGUUGCCAAAGCAGGACCAGUGAGUGUCGCCAUUGAUGCAUCAAGUUGGGAGUUUCAGUUUUACGAGAGUGGUGUGUAUAUUGACACAAGCUGCAGCUCCAAUUCUCUGAAUCAUGGCGUGUUAGUUGUGGGCUAUGGCUCCUCAGACUCCAACUACUGGAUUGUCAAGAACAGUUGGGGAACCAGUUGGGGACGGAGUGGCUACAUAAUGAUGGCAAGAGGACAGAACAACAUGUGUGGAAUAGCCUCUGCUGCUAGCUACCCCAAAUUGUGACUAAAUGUAGAGAAUCCAUCUCAUGACUAAUUAUUUGCUGUGUGAUUUAGCAUUCAGUUACACGUUUUGGGUUAUAGUUAAAUUGCAAUCAUUUGGUGUAUAUCAUGUUUUAUGCAAUCGGUCUGUUAUUUAACAAAAAAAAUAU
This is a messenger RNA of Halichondria panicea, 1323 nucleotides long. RefSeq names its product procathepsin L-like. The transcript is spliced from 5 exons. The record is from RefSeq and is a predicted model, not a curated record. Gene Ontology annotation, molecular function: cysteine-type endopeptidase activity. Gene Ontology annotation, cellular component: lysosome. NCBI's taxonomy places the organism in Eukaryota, Metazoa, Porifera, Demospongiae, Suberitida, Halichondriidae. The coding region runs from base 162 to 1178 and encodes 338 amino acids.